GUCCUAGUGGGAAAUUCUAUUGCCGAAAUGCAGGACAUACUCCACUUUCUAUAUUUUCUUCCCGGGUUAAUGAUGGGAUAUGUGAGCAAGUUACGAGAUGGAUGGGAUGCUGGCAACAGUUUUCUAGCAACUGCAGCAGCAAGAAGUGCCUAAAUUUCAGUUGAAGUAUGGGUUGAUUCGAAGGAAAGAAAAACUUGUCAUAGGACCUGAUUCAAGUCUAAAAUUAUUGCCUGGCAGCAUGCAUCUCCGGGAGUGGCCAUUCAGGAAGGGAUAUCACAAGGAGAGUAAAGAGUAUGUUUUGAUGGAAAAGAUUAAGCAGGGAUGUAAGGAGGUUUGUAAGGAAUUGUCAAGUAUGUCAAGCGGCAAAGAAUGAAACAAAGGCAAAACCUGGGUUGUUACAAAUGUUAUGUGUUCUUGAGGAGGUUUGGGUGGAUGUUUCGAUGGAUUUUAUUACAAGAUUACCAAAAUCUGCUAGAAGAAUUGUAAUUUUUGUGGUGGUGGAUCGGCUUAGCAAGUAUGCUCACUUCAGCCUUUUCUCAUCCGUUCACAACAAACGUGUUGCUCAAUCUUACUUGGACAAUGUAUUCAAGCUCCAUGGCUGGCCACCUAGAAGCAUUGUGAGUGAUAGGGAUCUAAUAUUCCUAAGUCAAUUCUGGAAAGGGCUCUUUUCAAUACAUGGAACUGAGUUCUUGAUGUCAUCUGCAUACCACCAGGAAACUAAUGGACAGACUGAAGUGACGAACAGGUGUCUUGAAACAUAUUUGAGAUGUAUGUGUGGUGAACACCGUAAACACUGGAAUUUAUGGUUGCCUUUAGCUGAAUGGUGGUACAAUACCCAUUUUCAUUCAACCACUCACAUUACACCCUCUGAGGUGGUAUACAACCAACCACCCCCCCUGCAUUUGCCUUGCUUAUCAGGAGAAUCAUCGAAUGAGGCGGUUUAUAUAAGCUUACAGAGAUGGGAGGAGAUGAUUACUCUGCUCAAAUUUCACUUGGUUAGAGCCCAGGCCAUAAUGAAAAGUCAAGCUGAUAAAAAGCGGUCAUGCAGAUCGUGUAAGGCGGGUGAUUGGGCGUGGCUAAAAUUACAAGCUUGCUGACAGCAAACCAUUCAACACAGGAGUAAUCGCGAGCUGGCUCCAAGGUUCUAUGGACCUUUUCAAGUGGUAGCAAUCAUUGGAAAGGUAGCUUAUAAGCUCAAACUUCCUUCAACAGCAAAAAUCCAUGAUGUAUUUCACGUAUCCCAGCUAAAAGCUUUUUAGGUACUCUUCCUAUUGCCACUCAUGUUCCUUCUUGGUUCCAAGAUGGACCUGUGACAAGUGAUGUUAGACCAGCUGCUAUACUGGACAGGAGAGUGAUUAAGUUCCAGAACAAGCCACAAGUUCAAUAUUUGGUUCAAUGGGAUGAAUUUUCUGCAACAGAAGCUACUUGGGAGGUGGCCAAUGACUUUGAAGAUCGAUUUCCUGAUUUCCAUGUCGACUUGAGGACAAGCCUUUUUGAAGGGGGAAACUAUGUUACAGGAGUUAGCGGAAGUAGUUGCGGGAGUCAACAGAGAUUGCUGUGAUGGAAGUGAUGAGUAUAAUGGUAAAAUCAAGUGCAAAAAUACCUGCUGGGAAGCUGGAAAGGUAGCACGAGAUAGAUUAACAAAAAAGAUUGCAACCUUUAAGGAGGGCGUCAUUAUAAGAAAGCAUGAAGUUGAACAAGCAAAAAUUUUAGCAGCAAAGGAUGAGGCAGAGUUAUCUAGGUUAAAGAAUGAGGAGAACAUUCUCAAGGGGCUUGUCCAGCAGCUUAAGGAGCGUAAGGAACAAAUAGAGAAGGCACAGGAGAAAGAACGUAUUCAGAAAGAAAAAGAGGAGAAGCAGAAAAAGGAAGCCGAAGAAGCAACAGUAAAGGAACAAAAAGGUGAAGAAAUAGUGAAUGUUCAGGAGCAAGAAUAUAAAGAAAGUAAGUCUGACGAUGAUGCAAGGAUUCACAAUCACCCUCCUUCGGGUCAGGAUCCAAACAAGGGCGCUGCUGACCCUGGGGUUAGUUUGGCACAUGAUGAUGACGACGACGAUGAUGACAAGGAUGCGUCUGUUCAUAAUAUAGAAGAGCAUGCUGAAAAGAACGAAGAAUCAUCUAAAGUUGCACAUGAACAUGAUCCUUCUCAUGGGUCUGGAAGUAAGGAAGAAGAUGCAUCUGAAAAUGCCGAGUCAUCAUCAAGGGAAGAGUUAGGUCGUGCCAUUGGUUCGCGUUGGACAGGGAAAAAAGCAGAGCAGUGGCAAGAUGAAGAUGCAGGUACUGCUAGGAACAAUGAUGAUAAUGAAUAUGAUGAGACAUCUGAUACUGCACAUGAGGAGGAAGACAGUGGGUAUGAUACGGAAACUGAGGAAGACCAUCAGCACCAUGAGGAGGAUGACAAUGAAGAUCAGAUGGAUGAUGUUGGAGGAGAUGAAGCUGAUGACGAUUCCAGUGAACACAAAUACGAAUCAGAUGAUGAAAUGGAAGAUAUGGAAGGCACAAGCCCAUCAUGGUUGGAGAAGAUUCAACAAACUGUCCGGGAUUUUCUACAGGCUGUUAACCCGUUUCAGACUCCUGUGGACACAUCUGAGUCUGAAAGUGUACGGAAAGAAUAUGAUGAUGCCAGUGGGAAGUUAUCUAAAAUACAAUCAAGAAUAUCAAGUUUAACGAAGAAGCUAGGACAUGACUUUGGACCAGAGAAGGAGUUCUAUUCAUUAUAUGGUCGAUGUUUUGAGAUAAAAGAGAACAAGUACGUUUACAAGGUCUGCCCUUUUAAGGAGGCCUCUCAGUUGGAGGGGCACAGCACAACUCAUUUAGGGCAUUGGGAUAAAUUUGAGGAGUCAUACAGAAUCAUGCUCUUUUCAACCGGUGACAAAUGCUGGAAUGGACCUUAUAGAAGUUUAACGGUCAGAUUAAGAUGUGGAUCAAAAGUUGAAGUUUCCGAUAUAGAUGAACCUAGCCGUUGCGAAUAUGCAGCGCUGUUAACUACUCCAGCCCUUUGCCUAGAAGAAAGACUCAAGGAACUAGAAGAUAAACUAGAAGCAAUGAACAAGGAACAACCCGAAGAACAUGACGAGCUUUGAUUCUUCUAGACUAUUUAUCACACCUCUUGCUUCAGAGUUAACAAAGAAGGGUGACCCAUUUGUCCUUUUAAUUUUUCCAAUUUUUGGAGUGAAGUUGCUAAAUAGGAUGAAUACAAGACUUCUUCCAUGAGAGGCUUAUUAUAACAAGGUAUUCCUUUUUCCAGAGCUAGAAAUUGGUAGUAGAUCCAAAACAAAGUUGUUAUAGUAACUUGUUGCUCAUGCAUUAAUCAAAAUUAUUAUUUAAGAAAACAUUUAAUGCAGAUGGAAUUGUUUUUGCAAUUGAGUUGGAAAGAUGCUCCUAAAAUUGUCUCUCU
Messenger RNA from Cynara cardunculus var. scolymus (artichoke), 3394 nucleotides. RefSeq names its product glucosidase 2 subunit beta-like. Gene Ontology annotation, biological process: N-glycan processing. Gene Ontology annotation, molecular function: protein binding. Gene Ontology annotation, cellular component: glucosidase II complex. The record is from RefSeq and is a predicted model, not a curated record. Lineage: Eukaryota; Viridiplantae; Streptophyta; Magnoliopsida; Asterales; Asteraceae. The transcript is spliced from 16 exons. Bases 1509 to 3080 code for a protein of 523 amino acids.